AUGGUUUUCGGUCCCAAAUCUUCUGGAUUCUGCGCCUUUAUCUCCUUAUGGGGUGUAAUUUUCAUGGUGAGAUUACUGUACUUAUUACCGUAAUUUUUAUUCUUAGGGAGUACUUGGAUUGGCCUUUUACAAUCAAGCAGUGGGUCUCUUGAGUAGCUUACCCGAGAGCGAGAAUGAAUUUAAGGACUUUGAUCAGCUCAAAAAGAUCGUGGAGGAUAAAUAUUGGGAGAACGCACUCAAAUGCUGGUAUAUCUGCGGAUUCUACGGAGUUACUUUCGUUUUAAGUGCCAUCAGAUUAGCAUUCUCCGUUUGA
This is a messenger RNA of Bursaphelenchus xylophilus (pine wood nematode), 313 nucleotides long. NCBI's taxonomy places the organism in Eukaryota, Metazoa, Nematoda, Chromadorea, Rhabditida, Aphelenchoididae. The record is from the annotation of a GenBank genome assembly.